AUGCCAGACUGGAGAGAACGUGAUGAUUCGGACCGCGGGUAUGGUGGCGGCGGCGGCGGUGGUGGUGAUAGCUACAGCUAUGACCGGGAACGCCGGGAUUACCGUAGCGACCGCGGCGGAUACGACCGUAAUGGCGGUGGCGGAGGAGGGUACCGUUCGGGCGGUUACGGAGGCCGCCGUGAUGACGAUGGUGGCUACCGUGGUGGUGGCGGUGGCGGCGGCUACCGUGGCAAUGGAGGCGGUGGUGGUGGCGGUGGUAGCCGCGGCCCGCCAAGGAUUGACCCGGCGACGGCAAAGACCGAGGUGUUUGAGGUCGAAGCCGAUAAGGUUAAGUUCAUAAUCGGUCGCGGCGGUAACAAGAUCCGUGAAAUCCAGGACCGUUGCCGUGUGUCGGUGCAGAUUGACAAGGCUCGCAACGAGAACGGCGCCAAUAAUGUGUCAGUCAUGGGCGAUCAGCUGAACAUUGAUCGUGCGCGGGAUAUGAUCAAUACCAUCAUUAACGACGAUCGGCGGGACCGUGAGGACGACCGGCGGCGUGACGGUGUUUCCAUGGCCUUCUAA
Molecule: messenger RNA, 561 nt
Organism: Anopheles marshallii
Lineage: Eukaryota; Metazoa; Arthropoda; Insecta; Diptera; Culicidae
Product: keratin, type II cytoskeletal 1-like
Exons: 2
Coding region: 1-561 (186 amino acids)
Molecular function (GO): RNA binding
Source: RefSeq, a predicted model, not a curated record